AAAGGCUAUAUUAGUGCUAAGGGAGAGAAAGCGGGUGGGAGAGAAACCCAGUGGGUUGCACCUACCCUUGGCCCCAAGAGACCCCACCAAGCGCAGCCAGAGAGGCCGUCGGCUGCAGGAUGAGUUGUGGCAAACCCUGCGCAACACCCCACACGGAGUGCCGCCGCUGAGAUGGAGGCCCCGCUCCCUGGUCUCUCCCUGCUUCUGGUCCUCCUGGCAGUGGGAUGGGGAAGCGGGGCAGUCACAGCCUGGACAACGUCUCCCGGUGGCUGCGAGCUCGUGCAGAGCACUGCGGACUGCACUGGGAGAUGGCUGAGCUCUGUCCCAGGAAAUCUUCGAGGUGAUACUGAGGAGCUGUUGCUUGAUGACAACACUAUCCAGGUCCUGGGCAAUGCCUCUCUGCUCUCAUACCACCAGCUGCGGCGUCUCAGCUUGACCAAGAAUCGGCUGGAGCUCAUCAAGCCCGGUGUCUUCCUCAGCAGCCAAGGCCUCCAUGCACUCUCCUUGGCAGACAACCUCCUCUUCACCAACUAUUCGCUGACAGCAGCUGCUCUUUCUGCUCUGCCAGCCUUGAGGACGCUGGAUCUAGCUGGAAACCGCCUCACUGAGGACAUGGUAUCGGUUUUGGUCUGGAAUCUCUCUUCCUUGGAGUCCUUGUCCGUGGCCAGGAACAUCAUCAUGAGGCUGGACUCAUCUGUCUUCACGAACCUGACACAGCUGUUGGAGCUGAACCUGGAGAAGAACUACAUCUUUGAGAUUGACCAAGCUUUUGAAGGGCUGCAGAGGCUGCAGAGGCUCAACAUAGCUUACAACUACCUCCCAUGCGUAGUGGAGUUCAGCCUGACCCAGCUCAGGGUGCUCAACGUCAGUAACAAUAUCAUUGAGUGGUUUCUGGCCCUGGAAAGUGAUGACCUCUUUGAGCUGGAAGUGCUGGACCUGUCCCACAAUCGUCUCCUCUUCUUCCCCGUGUUGCCCCGGCAGAGCAAGCUGCACUCCUUGUUGCUGAAGGACAAUGAGAUGAGCUUCUACCAGCGCCUCCCCAAUGGCACAUCCCUGGCGGAUGUCACAGUGCAGUUCCUGCUCAUUGAUGGCAACUCCACCAACAUCACGACAGUCAGCCUCUGGGAUGAGAUCUGCCACAGCAACCUCUCCUCCCUGCACCUCCUGGACAUGAGCCAGAACCAGGUCUGGUACCUGCCGGAGGGCUUCCUGGCCCAGAUGCCCUCCCUCACCCACCUGAAGCUCAACCAGAACUGCCUGGAGACAUUUCAGCUGUCGGAGGGGGACCCUUUAGCCAUGCUGACAGAGCUGGACCUCAGCCAGAACCAGCUGGUGGAGCUGGGGGUGGAGGUGGGGGCUGGGGACAUCCUGCCCAACCUCCAGCUCUUCAACCUCAGCACCAACAGGCUCCGGGUGCUUCCUCCUGGGGUUUUCGCCUACACCAGGAAGAUCACUACCGUGGACCUCAGCCACAAUCGGGUCGACCUCUGUCCCCAGCCAGCUGUUGCAGGUGAGGUGGAAACUCCCCCCUGCGUGGACAUCAGGGGUGUCAAGACCUUGACUCAUCUCUCCUUGGCCGGCUGUGGUCUGCGGGGACUGGGUGGCCACCCCUUCCAGGGGACGUCACUGAUGCAUUUGGACCUCUCUGACAACCAUCAGGCACUGUCCGGGGACCUGGGGUGGCUGCAGGACCUUGCUCUGACGCUGCAGGUGUUGUCUUUGAGGAACACCAGCCUCUCCUCCACUGCCGUGGACUUCUCUGCCUUUAACAGCCUUGUGCGCUUGGACCUUUCGGGGAAUUCCUUGAGCGUCUUUCCCUCCUCGCUGGGCAUCCUGAAACUGCUCAGCCUGGACCUGCGGGACAACUGCCUCCCAGCUCUGCCGCCGAAUGUCGCGCGGAUGCCGCUGGGGAAGAGCCUGCAGGAGGUCUACCUCAGCCAAAACCCCUACAACUGCUGCACAUUGGGCUGGUGGGACUCCCUGCAGCGGGUUGAGGGGUUGCACGUCCCUGACGGGCAGGAGAUGACCUGCAGCUAUGCCUCCCGCACGAUGAGCCCCAGGGCGCUGCCAGAGCCCGUCCUGUGGAGCUGCCGCUGGCAAACAGCCAACCUGGCGCUCCUCUACCUCGUGCUGGCUCUGCCCACCUGCUUGACGCUCCUGGUGGCCUUCGCUGUUGUCUUCCUCACGCUCAAGCAAAAGCUGCUGAAAAUGUUGAAAAGCCGGUGUGGGGUGUCUAGCCCUUACUGAUGGCUGAGGAGGAGGAGGGAGGAAGGGCUCAGGAACAGUGAACGUGAGUGGGUUGUCAGGAUUACAGGCAAUAAACCCUCCGAGGUGGGUGAGAUGGAAGCUUGAUGGAUGUAGGACCAGGGGGUGCUGGGAGAGCUGCUGUUUCUGCUGUUUCUGCUACAGAUGCCCUAAGGGUACCUGAAGGGUGUGGGGCCAUGUCCCGUGAUGGAGCCUGGGGCCGUGCUGGGCAUCCUCAAGGGACACAUUUUCAGCAGAAACCUUCAGUUGAUGUUGGCGAGAGCUGAGUGGACACAACACCAAAUGCCUCUUGGCUGAAGGGGUACGGACAGUUUCCCCCAGCAUUGUUUCCCCUCCCCCCUUCAGGCAGUUCCUUUUAUUUAUUCACGCCCUGUAGCCAACUCUCCACUGCAAAACAUCCUCCAGCUCUGCAACCAGCCUCCACAAACCACCCCAGGCUGGAGCAAGCAUCACCUGGGCCCUGCGGAGAAGGGUCUCUGUGGUCACAGCUUCCCACGCUACUCUUGCCGGCACCAGCAAACUCGCAGGCAGCCCUGGGCGUGCACCCGUGUGUGUGUGCUGAUAAGACAGGCGUUGUCCGCAGGGCUGAAAGACACGUUUUGGGGUGUUGUUGCUUGGUUAAGUUGCGAUCCUGGUUAGAAAAGCCCAUUAAAAAUAGCCCAAGCUGCAAUGCUGUAAAAUAUUGAUUGAAAGACAGGAGAAUAAAUUAUAUCACGGGUAAUAUUUUACAUCGAUUUCUUUUUCUCCAGCAACUGCUAGAUUAAACACAUGCAAAGGAGAUAAA
Molecule: messenger RNA, 3049 nt
Organism: Harpia harpyja (harpy eagle)
Lineage: Eukaryota; Metazoa; Chordata; Aves; Accipitriformes; Accipitridae
Gene: NRROS
Product: negative regulator of reactive oxygen species
Exons: 3
Coding region: 172-2247 (691 amino acids)
Cellular component (GO): extracellular matrix
Molecular function (GO): protein binding
Source: RefSeq, a predicted model, not a curated record